Molecule: messenger RNA, 3849 nt
Organism: Ceraceosorus guamensis
Lineage: Eukaryota; Fungi; Basidiomycota; Exobasidiomycetes; Ceraceosorales; Ceraceosoraceae
Exons: 2
Coding region: 430-3546 (1038 amino acids)
Source: RefSeq, a predicted model, not a curated record
CUGGCGGAAACGCAUGGACUUUAUUUGACUGUCCAACGGCCUGCUUACUUGAUCCUCCUUCCGCGUUGGUGCGGCCUUGACUCAGCGAGCGGCCCGAGUCGUCACUAAGGAACCGACUGGUUAGCAAGCUUUGUGGUUCUUCCACUUACUCAAAGGCUUUGCCCUGAUGCUCCCCCAUUCUCACCACCAGAUCGCUCUGUUAGCCACGCUUCCACCACGUAUUUGUCAACGCCACCAUCAUACAUCGCGUCCCUACGUAUUCGACGACUCAAGACACUGCGUGGCGACCGAAUAUCGGCGUUCUCUUUACCAAUUACCAGCCUUCUCCUUUUCGACCACCACUGCAGAAUCCAUCGAGCCCAGACACAGCAAGCCUGAAAAGGCUUUUGGUGUCUGAACAUCAGCACGGCAUCAUAAGGCUCCUUUAAGAUGUCGGUAGCGAACGCGGAAGCUGUAAGCCGCAGGGAUUUGGCAGUAUCGGAUGAACCACUGUCUGUGUCAGAAGCCACAGCCAUUGCUGGCGACCACCACGACGGCUCGCCACCUUCGUCCUCGCAGAGCAACUGCGGCAGCUCUGAAGGUGCUUCGAGCGACGCCACGACUAGGAAAGAGGCGCGCUUUACGACUUCUCGCAGCAACGCUACUCCUGCGAGCGAGCGCGACACUGUUGCCGCCGCUGGCAGCAUCUCAACACCUACAGGAAUGGUGGAGGCACCGGGCUUGGGUAGGACAGUGACACUGGAAGAUGCCAAGCGGACGCUGCAGGGCCGCGCCUCUGGCCGAACAGAGUCAACUGGCUUCGUGAAUCCGCGCAAGGCCCGCCAGACACUGGAGGAUGCUGGAGGCACCGGCUCAUCUAGCGCUUCUGGUAGCAUUGCGACGCAACGUCACGCGGCUCUUCAAGCAAGAGAGGCUGCUGCUCGCCUCCUCGACAUGAUCAAGUGUGCAGCUUGUGGUCAAACUUUCCGCGAUCCGGUCACUCUACCGUGUGGCCACAGCACCUGCAUGGGCUGCGUUUUGGAGCGCGUGAACGAGGACCGCACCAUGACCACCAUGCCUUGCUCAAGUCAUGUGCCGCCGCGUUUGCCUCUCUGCGCAACUGCAGUGCCCUGCUCGGUCUCUGGAUGUCAACGUUCUGCCAUCGGCCGAGGUUUGGGGGUUUGGGCGGGGCAUCAAGCACGUUGGGGCCCGCCCUCCGCAUCGCAGUCUGCAUCGGAAGCAGGUCUCUCAGCUCGCGUGACCAGCGAGGGUCCAGGCUUCGUGCCCCUGGACGGCUUCGUCAUCGCUCAGCCCGACCAGUCCGUCGGUCUCACCGUUGUGCCACCUCAGAGGAAGGGUGACGAAGCAUCAUACACUACGUCGCCCUUUACACUCGCGAGCGGCGGUCGGUCGUCCGGAGACAGCCUUCGUCUUGAUGUCACCUUGUCGAAAGCCAUCGAUGCUCUGCGGCGCUAUGCACAUAUGCCUCUCGCGCCCGAUCCUUCCUCAGAAGCUCCGACCACGUCUUUGCACGGCCUGCGGUCACUGGCGUCUGGCAGCAGAUCAGUUCGGCAAUAUACAGGCACUCAAGGGUCUACUGCAUUCCUUCGCUCGGGAAGUGAGACAGGCAGCGCAUUUUCCCGCGCUCGCCGACGCGGUGUUCGCGGUCACCAUGUCCGCUCUCUCCGCUCUUCAGCACUUCCAGGUCGACGAACAUCUCGCCUGACGGAUCACCAUGCUGAUGACGAUCGCGUCGCCAUAGCGCCAAAUUUUCUGCCCAUGCUUGGUGGUAGCGAAGAGGGCAGGGAAUCGGGCUCCGUCGGCGGAGUGCACGCCACCUCCGAGACUGACGACGACGAUCAAGACGUGCUUGAAGCCGAUCAUCACGAAUUUGACGCGGACGGAUCUUCAAGCUCGCACUUGUCAUGGUAUUCGACCCGCGAAGAACCUUACGAUCGCGGCGAUCACGCAGACUUUGAGGAUCACUACUCAGUGCCCGAGGAGGGUGACGAUCCGGACUUCGGGGGCGCUUACUCCAGACCUUCCGCCGCUUACGUAGCGCGGCAUCAUCGCUUCAAUCCAGAUGCCUCUGCCUCCGGCUGGGCUUCCCGACCCAGCGCAUCCGACACCACAGUCUCAAAACGACACCGCAGACGCUCUCUCUUUGGCUCAAAGUUGCCAACGUCAGAUCGCGCCAUCGAGGCUGACUCAGAAUGGGACACCGAGACCUCCUCACGAGGUUCGCUCAGUGCGAAACCCGCCCUGAUCAGCCAAUCUGACGACACUGCUCGUUCCUCUGCAACACUGGACGAGCUCCACUCUGAACUGGUCGACGUCUUGGAAUGUCAGUUGUGCUAUCUGCUGCUGCACGAGCCUCUCACGACGCCUUGCGGCCAUACCUUCUGUCGGACUUGCUUUGCGCGAAGUCUGGACCACAGCAGCAAUUGUCCGCUCUGUCGCGCUUCGCUUCCGGCCAUUUCAUUCUUCCAGGAUCACCCGCCCAAUCACACUCUGCUCACGCUUCUGACUUCGUCGUACGCCAACGACGGAGAUUUGACGAGACACAGCAAGCUUCUAGAGCCCGCAGCAAACGCCACAAUGGAUGUGAAGCUGCAAGCUGCUGUUGAUUGGGCCUCGCUUCCACCAGACAUUCGCGGUCUUCAGCGCCUGUACACUGAGCGAAAGACAGCUCUGGAGCAAGAAGAGCGUGAAGCUCGCCUCUCCACCCCCAUCUUUGUCUGCACCGUGGGCUUCCCAGAGAUGCCCACUAUACUGCACAUUUUCGAACCACGGUACCGUUUGAUGAUCAGACGCUGCGUCGAGAGCGGUAAUCCGAGGUUCGGGAUGGUUUUGCAUUCACGCGACUCGCCGGGAGGGAUGAGCGAAUAUGGUACCAUGCUGGACAUUAAGAGCGUCCAGAUGCUGCCCGACGGUCGCUCGAUGAUCGAGACGGUGGGCUCGGAUCGCUUCCGCCUUCACGAGAUGGGAUCGUUAGACGGCUACAUCGUUGGCCGAAUAGAGACCGUCAGCGAUUUUGGCGCCUCGCAAGAACAACAACUUGAGCAAGCAGCCAUGGCUCGCAAUGCUGCCAAAGACCGCGCGGAAGCCGCGCAUGGCGCGCAAGAGGCCACCUCUUCGUCUCGACAGGAACGAUCAAGCGUCCCACCAGAGGUUCCUGAAGCAACUCAAGCCGAGGACUUUAUCGUUCAGCCCGAUUACGAGGCGACCGAGUUGGCUCAGGUCGGACUGCCUCCGCUCGAAGCGCAUCAACACGAGCCUUCCACGGCGGAGAUGAUCGCGACGUGCAUGACUUUCAUCUCUGAACUGAGAUCAGGCACCGCGCCUUGGCUAGUCACGCGCAUCAACCACACCUACGGCCCCAUGCCAGAUGUGCACGAAGUAGCGAAGCUCAGCUUUUGGAUGGCUUUGGUCAUGCCCAUAGACGAACACGAAAAGGCUAGGCUCUUGCCCAUCCGCAGUCCACGCAUCCGUAUGCGAGUCGUAGUCUACUGGAUCGAGCAGCUCAGAAGCACGUGGUGGUAUUCGAGCGGUUGUUCGGUGUCAUGAUGUCUUGCGCUGCUCGUACCUACUCCUCUCCAUUCUUUGACUUUUCAACUUUACUUUCUGCUGCUCUCUUUUCCUCGAUCUCCCCUGCGCGUCCAACUCCUCGGUCACGUUGCCGCGGCGGAGUCUCUGUAUCAACGCUCAUUAAUAUGCCACCUCCACAUCGCCCUUUUCGGACUCGUCACCUUGGCUGCCCAGCAGCACCUCUCGCGCGCAGCGUGCCCUUCAACCCCCCUUGUCGCUUUCUUCACACUCUUCCGCAUCUGUAUUCUUCAUUCCAACGGAAGCCUUUCAUCCAAUGACAAG